AUGAAUUCUCCAAGAUCACCACAAACUCCUCUUAGUUGUGAAUUGAAGAAAAUUAUAAACGAUAGAAAUAUUUUAAGUAUGCGUAGUCGUAUGAAAGAAAAAGAAAAAAAUUUAAGAUUCCAAGCUAUUCAGGAAAUUUUAACGACAGAAGUUACAUAUUUACGGCAAUUAGAAAUCUUAAUGGAGUAUUUUAUACAACCUAUGUUUGAAAAAAAAUUAUUAAAUCAUAAUUUACUUUCAACAUUAUCUGAAAACAUAAAAACAUUAUAUAAUGUUAGUGGAGAAUUAAUACAAGAACUAAAAGAAGAUCCACAAAAUAUUGCAGAUAAUAAACAAGAAAAUGACAAUGAGUUCAAGAAUUUUAUUAAUAAACAAGAAACAAGACCAGAAGUUGGCAGGAAAUUACCUUCAUUAUUAAUUACACCAAUACAAAGGGUACCUAGAUAUAAACUACUCUUGAGAGAAGUCUUAUAUAAUAAAUUGAUUGUUUUCAUAGUAUGUUUAGUAGAAGUUGAAAAAGCUGCAAGACAUAUAAAUACCUUUAUUGAACAAUAUGAAGAAACACAAAAAUUACUAAAACUUCAAAAAUGUAUUAUGAACCCAAUUAAUUUGGUAAAACCUGGUGAUCCAGAAAAUUCUUUGACCGUGUGUUGUGUUUUACCAUUAAAUAAAUGUAAAAUUGAAUCAGUUUUGAGUGGUGGAUUAUUUCGUGUUAUUUGUUUAAAUGAGACACUCUUAUUAUAUUCUGAGAAAAAUGAUAGUAAUUUAUGGAUAGAAGCGAUACAAAGUUCCAUAAAGAAGUAUGCAGAAUGUAGACAAACAUUAAGAAAAGAUAGCAGUUCAAGAAAACCAUUAAGGCAUAACAACCUUAAUUUAUUUCCAUCUGAAAAUAUACCUAUAGUUGCUGGUAAAAGAAAAAGAUCAAACAUAGAAACUGAGAUUAACUUAGAUCAUUCACAAAUUAUGUAUUUGAAAAAGGACAAUGAAGCAGAUCCAGAUAUACAAUCAAAUAAUAGUUGUUUGAAAAUUACAGAUAAAGAUAUACAUCUUAAAGAACCCAGUAUAUCAUGUUUAUCUUCUAUUCAUGCAAAUUAUAAACAAGAAUCAUCAACUCUUAAAUCUAUUAGUGAAUUUUUUAUAUCUAUUGGUUCAUCUAUAAAAGAAUUCUUUAAGUUUAAUUCUCUAAGAUGA
Apis mellifera (honey bee) is the source of this 1191-nucleotide messenger RNA. RefSeq lists its product as uncharacterized. Gene Ontology annotation, cellular component: cytoplasm. The record is from RefSeq and is a predicted model, not a curated record. The transcript has 9 exons. Lineage: Eukaryota; Metazoa; Arthropoda; Insecta; Hymenoptera; Apidae. The coding region runs from base 1 to 1191 and encodes 396 amino acids. Gene Ontology annotation, molecular function: guanyl-nucleotide exchange factor activity.